Molecule: messenger RNA, 846 nt
Organism: Periconia digitata
Lineage: Eukaryota; Fungi; Ascomycota; Dothideomycetes; Pleosporales; Periconiaceae
Source: the annotation of a GenBank genome assembly
AAAUUGCAAAUCAUCAAUUCCUGGUAUCAAAACGUCAUGUCAGCCUACGGCAAAGUGCGUAGCGUGAACAAGCCCCGCGGCAUUCUUCCACCACGACUCUACCCAGUCCUUGGGCCCAACGUCUCCGACUCAAAAGCCGCGAUCUUGACAGUCGCCGUUGACUUCGCAGCCGGGGAUGCCAUAGACGAGCGAUUAUCGCAGAUCCUCCGCAAUGACUUCAACGAAGAACUAGAAGCCGGACAAACGUACCCUCAGGAAGAAAUCCUCGACGAAGCAGGCUACGCAGCAUACUUCCAAAGCCACGAUGUGAUUCUAGGAUUCCACCUCUCAAAGGAGCAAUCGAUGGAACUCUACUCUCCUUCCAUUAUUCCGGAAGAUAACAUUCCCCCCGAAACAGGCAUCUCGUUGCCAAGAAACACCUUCACCAAUAUAACGUUCUCGCACAUCAAGGUUCCAGAUGACCAUGAUUUUGUAGUCGAGCUUGAACCGACGGCAUACGCAUUCGCGUACUACAUCAAACCAAACUACCCGGGUCGCAGCUCGCAUCUCUGCAACGCGGGGUUCAUAGUACCGCCUUCGUUGCGCGGUCAAGGACUCGGGCAGAUCGCCGCGCGCUCGUUUUGCUUUUAUGGUCCGGCGAGUGGAUACCGCGGGAGCGUGUUCAAUCUCGUCUAUGUGAAUAACGAGGCGAGUGUCAAGCUUUGGGAACGACUUGGGUUUUGGAAUGUUGGGAGAAUUCCUGAGGCUGGGAGGUUGAGGAAAGCGGAUGGGAGUGGGGAGGAGUUUGUGGAUGCUUGGGUUGUUUAUGGUGAUUUCAGGAUCGUUGGGGUGAGGGAUUUCAUGUAA